This is a messenger RNA of Lottia gigantea (owl limpet), 2139 nucleotides long. RefSeq lists its product as hypothetical. NCBI's taxonomy places the organism in Eukaryota, Metazoa, Mollusca, Gastropoda, Lottiidae. The coding region runs from base 121 to 2139 and encodes 672 amino acids. Gene Ontology annotation, biological process: Notch signaling pathway; ribosomal large subunit assembly. Gene Ontology annotation, molecular function: zinc ion binding; protein binding. Gene Ontology annotation, cellular component: nucleolus. The record is from RefSeq and is a predicted model, not a curated record. The transcript is spliced from 20 exons.
UCGAAACAUGUUGUAAAGUGAAAGUCGGAAAGUUGUUAUUGAACUUGUCAAAUGAACUUCGGAGAAAUAAACUAUUUCUUUAAAAUGUAUGUGAAAAAUUUGGGUAAAGUGUUAUAAAUCAUGGCGGCGUCAAAUAAAGAGAGGAAUUUCUACCCUGAAACAACACCUCAAACUAGCAACUCACCCGUACCUGCAUUCCAAGUGGAAACAACAUUUGGUGCUUCAAACUUUCCUCCUAUAACAACAGUUCGACAUAAUGAAGAUUCAGAUAGUGAAUAUUAUAAUUAUUUAAGUUCCACUGCUAGUACUCCACCUGGAACAUUGGCUACUAGAAACACUGUAGUGGAUAAUCUUGGGAUAGCACCACUAUCAAGUUUAUUACAAGUACCAGCCAAUCCUGUACAACGUAAUAAUUCUACCACCAGCAGUAAUAGAUCAUUAUUGAUAGCUGAUAAAGAAGAUGAAAUAUUAGUGUUUGUGGAAGUACCAAAUAAAACUCUGUAUUGUAAAUUAUGCCAGAAUAUCUUUCAUGAUCCUGUUAUUGUUGCAUGUGGGCAUACUUAUUGUAAAAGAUGUGUCAAAGUGAAUACAGAAAAUCAGUGUCCAGUAGAUAAUCAGAAACUAUCAGUAGUUGUUGCUAAUAUAGCCGUAUCUGAACAAAUAGGAGAACUAUUUAUACAUUGUAAAUAUGGUUGUCAUCUAGCAGAAGAUGGUGUAAGUUAUAAACUAGACCUAGCAUUAUGUCCUGUUACAGUGAAAAUAGCAGAUAGACAAGAACAUGAAUCAGACUGUGAUUAUAAACCUGUAGAUUGUCCUAAUAAAGCUGGUUGUCCACAAUUAUUAAAAAAGGAUUUAGAAGACCAUCUAAGAUCCUGUAAUAAUGUUCGUUGUCCUCAUAAAAAAUAUGGAUGUGAUUUCGUGGCUACGCAAGAAGAAUUGGAAGAACAUUUAAAACAUUGUAAAUUUGAAAGUAUGAAAGAAUUCUUACAAAGAUCUGAAGAAAAGAUGUCCGACAUGCAGCUAACUGUCUUACAAAAAGAUCAAGAAAUUGAAUUUUUACGUUCCAUGUUGGGAAAAUUGGCUGAAAGAUUGGAAAUGUUAGAAAAAUCUGUAGACAUCAAAUUAGAAUUAGUGGAACAUAAUCAAAGUAAAAUAAUGAAUGAAGUUAUGGAUAAUAGAAGAGAAUAUUCAACAUUAGCUGAACAAAUAGCAUUAAUGAACAAUAGAUUAGAUUUAGGUGCCACUGCUGGAGCUUUUGAUCCUAUAUCAAUGUUCAAAUGUAAAGGUACUUGUGUGGGUCAUCAGGGACCAGUGUGGUGUUUAUGUGCUUUAGGUGAUUUUCUAUACAGUGGCUCUUCUGAUAAAACAGUGAAGGUAUGGGAUACAAGUGCAAAUUUUCAAUGUGUGAAAACUUUAGAAGGACAUACUGGUAUUGUAUUGGCAUUAUGUACAUAUGGUAAAAAACUCUUCAGUGGUUCACAAGACUGUAAUAUUCUGGUAUGGGAUAUAGAUACAUUUGAAACUAUUAAAUGUAUAGCAGCUCAUGAUAAUCCUGUAUGUACAUUAACUUCAGCUAGAAAUAUGAUAUUUAGUGGUUCACUGAAAGUUAUAAGGGUAUGGGAUGCCUAUACCUAUGAGAUGAAACAAGAAAUAACAGGUUUAAACCAUUGGGUGAGAGCUCUAGCUGCUACUGCUGAUUAUUUAUAUAGUGGUUCUUAUCAAACUAUCAAGAUAUGGGAUCUAGGAACAUUAGAAUGUGUUAGAAUGUUAGAAACAUCAGGUGGAAGUGUUUAUAGUAUAGCUAUUACUAGUCAUCAUAUAUUAUGCGGUACUUAUGAAAAUUGUAUAAAUGUCUGGGAUACUAAUUAUGUACAUACAACAACUUUAAAUGGACAUUCUGGUACAGUGUAUGCUUUAUCUGCGUUACAAACAGCGUCUGGUACUAAAGUAUUCAGUGCUUCCUAUGAUAGAUCUUUACGGGUAUGGAGUAUGGAUAAUAUGAUAUGUACCCAAACAUUAGUCAGACACACUGGUAGUGUAGCCUGUUUAGCUGUUUCUAGAGGUCGAAUAUUUUCUGGAGCUGUGGACAGUACUGUCAAGGUAAUUGAUAUAUACAUAUUUUACUUGAAUGACAUUUGA